Messenger RNA from Rubroshorea leprosula, 6132 nucleotides. The record is from the annotation of a GenBank genome assembly. Lineage: Eukaryota; Viridiplantae; Streptophyta; Magnoliopsida; Malvales; Dipterocarpaceae.
AUAAGUCAUUAUUUCUAAGAGAAAAAUAAUUAGAAUGGAGAGCUCUCGGGUUAUGGCAAGGAGCGCGGCAGCCAGGAAAGACAGCGGUUACAGACAGCGACAAGGGUACAGGAACAAGGUAGCAGAGUACAGUUCACAGGUUGCUGGAUGGUCUUCGAACUUCUUCUUUUACAACUUUCCAGAGGAAUUAGAGGCAAAAUUUCUAUGGAACAGCUUUCAGAUGUAUGGUAAGGUCGUUGAUGUGUAUAUUCCGAGGAAUCGUGAUAAGAGAGGGAAGAGGUAUGGUUUUGUGCGACUAACAGGGGUCAAAAAUGAGAUUCAAAUGGAGAGGAGGCUGAAUGAGAUGUGGAUAGGCUCAUAUAAGAUGAGAGUGAAGCUAGCAAACGACAGACAAAGGAAACCUUCAUCGUAUAGGAAGGUUCACGGUAAGCCUAAAGUCAGUAGAUCAACAAACAUCAUGAAUAGGCUGGUUAUACCAGGACAGACAUAUGCUCAGGCAGUGAAGGGCCAAGGAAGGAGAGAGGAUAAGGCUCCAGAUCAAGCUCAGGAAAAGGAAAAAAACGAAAUCCCGAAAACGGAAGAUGUCAAAACGAGAGCUCAGGGGAAUAUGGAAGCAGAAAUAACAGAGAAGAGUGCUGAAGCAGAAAAAACAGAGAAGAUUGUCGAAUACACCCCAUCGGGUGACGAGCUGAAAUGGCUUGAGGGUGGCAUGGUGGCAGUGGCGAGGUCAAUGGCGUUGAUACCUGAGAUUCAAGAACAAAUGGAUGCAGAUGGAGGCUUAAUCUCGUUAUCACCAAUUGGGGGAAGACGGGUUCUUUUAACUGAGAAAAUUACAGGGAUCAUAGCCAAUUAUAUGAAGCAAAAUGAGGAGUUAUUUAGCAUGUGGUUUGAGUCUAUAACUCCAUGGGAGAAGGCACCAGAGGAGGAAAGCCGUUUGAAGUGGGUGCGCAUAUCGGGUGUGCCACUAAAAGCAUGGGGAGAGAGGUGUUUUCAGAUGAUUGGUGAGACAAUCGGAGAAGUCCUGUUGGUGCACGAGGACACAAAGAAGAAAGCAAUAUUAUGGGAUGGAAGAGUUCUGAUCCUUUACUCAGAGUCCAGUAAAAUCUCUACUCAAGUUAAGCUGAAGGUGGGUGAGCAAGUGUAUGAAAUAGAGAUAACUGAAGAGGAAUGGCGCUCUGAUCCGGAUUGGUGGUUAACGGAGAAUGGCCGGAGAAGCGACCUGGAAACGGAGUCCGAUUGCUCAAACUCGUGGUGUCAGAACGAGGAUCCGGAAAUGGAUAUGGAUGAGAUGGGCGUCGGCGAGGAUGUAGGAAACGAUUCAGAACAUUUAAUGAAGGAUUUGACCUCAAAUUCAAAUUUGAAGUUAGUAACGGAAACAGAGAGUUGUUUCCAAAUAGUGCAAGAGACAGAUUUGGAAGGAGAAGUAAACGAUGGGCUGUUAAAGGAGAUUGGGCCUCAAAGAGUGAAUUAUGAUGGGCCAAUAGAAGACAGCGGGCCAACCAUACGAGUGGGCUGGGGACAAACAAAGGAAAUGAACUUGGAGGAACCCGUUUUAGAUGCUCAAAUAGAGUUGGACCCAUCAGAAACGCAGAAAUCGGCAAACACAACAAAGGGGAACAAAAAACAGAGGAUGCUUCAAGACUGCUACCCAGAGAGCACGGAGAGGAUCUGGGCAAAAGGAGCACCGGGGGUAACUCCCAGAACAAAACAGCGUCUGGAACGGAGAGGAGAUCUGGGCAAAAGGAGCACCGGGGAUGACAAGGUACAUGAUGCUAUGGCUGUUUCUAUUUCAGAUGGAUGUAUUGAAAAUAGAAAUAGGGUGUUGCAGAGGGAGAUGAAUAUGCAUGAAGUGCGUCGGAUAAUGGGGGUGGGGAAGAGAUUGGGUCUUAAUUUCGAAAAUAAUGAGGAGGAGAUACAAUCAAAGUUGCUUGAGGCAGUAGAUCGGGAAGGGGCAGAGAGGAGGGUCGCGAAAGGGAGGGGCUUGGGUGGGACACUGAAAAAGAAGGAAGUGAGAAGGCUGGUUCAAGAAGAGAAGCCUGAUUUUCUAUUCCUGCAGGAAACAAAGUUAGAAAAAGUGGAUAUAGGAAUCUGUAGACAACUGUGGAAUUCAGAUGAGGUUGAUUGGAUUGCGAAGGGCUCUUCCGGAGCCUCAGGUGGUUUACUUUGUCUGUGGGAUAGUAGGCAGUUUGUUAAGAGGGAGGUUUUUUCUGGUGAUGGGUUCGUGGGUUUGGCAGGGGAAUGGGGAGCAAAUAAAAGGCAAUAUUUUUUAAUUAACGUCUAUGGCCCAAAUGAUAGACAGAAAAAGGCUAGGUUGUGGGAGGAAUUGAGAAAAAUGGUGACAGAAAAGGAAGGGUGUUGGUUGAUAGCAGGAGACUUUAAUGCAGUCAGAGGGCCUGAGGAGAGACGAGGUAGAACAGGAGAGAGCCCAGACAUGAAGGACUUCGAUGAGUUUAUUGCGACGACUGAUUUGGUGGAUGUUAAACUGUCAAAUAGAAAUUAUACAUGGUACAAGCCAGAUGGCUCAGCAAGGAGUAGAUUGGACAGAUUCCUAUUGAGUACGGAGAUGAGUAAUACGGAAGGAGAGUGGAUACAACAAGGAUUGCCAAGGAACAUCUCUGAUCACUGUGCUAUUGUGUUGAAGUCCAGAACAACAGAUUGGGGACCAAAACCUUUUCGGGUUUUGGAUGCAUGGCAACAACAUCCCGAUUUUAAGAAGUUUGUUGAAGAUAAAUGGAGUGGGAUGACGGUGGAGGGGUUUGCACGGUAUAAGUGCCAGCAAAAGCUGAAAUUGCUAAAAGGUUUUUUAAAGAGCUGGAACAAGGAAGUCUUUGGGAACAUGGAAGCUCAAUAUGAGCAAGCUGUAAAAAAGAUUGAGCAAGUUGAUAUGCAGAAUGAGAUUUCUGAUCUGAAAGAGGCUGAGAUUGUGAAAAGGCAAGAAGGUUUUUCUGAGAUGUGGGAUGUUUUGAGGAAAAAAGAACUGAUAUGGAAGCAGAAGUCAAGGAGUAUAUGGGUGCAGGAGGGAGAUGCAAACACCCGUUUUUUCCAUAGAGUUGCAAAAGGUCGAAGAGCACAAAACAACAUUGCGGGAUUAAUGUGUGAUGGAGCAUGGAUUGAUGAUCCAGAUGGAGUAAAAAAUGAGAUAGUAAGAUAUUUUAGAAGAUUGUUCCAAGGAGAGUCAUGGAAUAGACCCAAACCCAGGGACAUUAAAUUCCAGCAGUUAUCCGAGGAGAAAAAAGAUUGGUUGGAAAGACCAUUUUCAGUUGAAGAAAUUGAGGAAGGCUUAAGAAGCUGUGAAGGUUCAAAGGCACCAGGACCUGAUGGUUACAACUUCAACUUCCUCAAAUAUACGUGGCACUGUAUAAAGGAGGACUUCAUCAACUUUUUUUCAGAAUUCCAUCGUAAUGGUAAAUUGGUGAGGGGCCUUAAUUCUUCUUUUAUAGCCAUGAUCCCUAAAAAGUUGAAUGCUGUAGAACUUAAGGAUUUUAGACCCAUUAGCUUGAUAGGAUGUGUAUAUAAAUUAUUAGCGAAGGUGCUGGCUAAUAGAUUGAAGUCCGUGAUAUCUGAAAUAGUAAGUGAUACGCAAUCUGCCUUUGUGGGGGGUCGUCAGUUGGUGGAUAGCGUACUAGUGCUGAAUGAAGUUGUGGAUGAGAUUAAGAUAAAGAAACAGCCAGCUUUUGUUUUUAAAGCAGACUUCGAAAAGGCAUACGAUUGCGUAGACUGGUCCUUUUUGGAUUGGAUGAUGGAGAGUUUUGGAUUUGGAUUAAAGUGGAGAGGUUGGAUUAUGGAAUGCCUUUCAACGGCGAGAAUCUCGGUUCUGGUAAACGGAAGCCCGACAAAGGAAUUUGAGGUGGGUAAAGGCUUGAGACAAGGAGACCCUCUAUCUCCUUUUCUCUUUUUGAUGAUCGCUGAGGGGCUACAAGGUCUGGUUCAGAGAGCUAUUAACGAGGAAAUGCUGCAUGGGAUUGAGAUUGGAAAGAAAGGUCUGUCCGUGUCGUUGCUCCAGUUUGCUGAUGAUACAGUUAUUAUGGGCAGAGCGGAUACUGAGAACAUACGUACGCAAUCUAUCCAAUCCAACACAAUGGCGGCCAUCUUUGAGCAUAGAAAGAUUGAGAGCAAUGACCUUGGAAAUGAACUGAAGUUUCCAGUUGAUGCUAUCUUGACAAAUCUUUCACCUGAAUAUCACAGCAAUUUAUCAAGCGGCAAGAUCCCGGAGUUGGUGGUUAAAGAUGAUCAGGGGGACUCUACACUACUAAAAUCCUUAGUUUUAGCAACAUGGAAGCAUGUUGCUGAAAGUGGUUCCCAUGUUGCUGAAAGUGGUUCCCAUGUUGCUGAAAGUGGUUCCCAUGUUGCUGAAAGUGGUUCCCAUGUUGCUGAAAGUCCUUCAGCAACAUGGGCUUGCUUGCUAAAAGCUUUGUUGGAGAAGGCUUGGUGGCUGAGGCAAGGGCUGGUGGACAGAUGGAAAUGGAAGCAUUCAAGUGAAGGUUCAUAUUCUGUCGAGUUAGGAUAUGCAAUACUGACAUCAAGCCAUGCAAGUGGAGGAAGGAGAAUCUUCUUCCUAAUCUGGAACCCAUUGGUUCCAAAGAUUAGUGCAUUCAAUUGGCAUGCAAUACAAGAUAGAGUUCCAACCAGAUCAAAUCUGUUUAGGCAUGGAAUUUUGGAUGAUUCAAUCAUUCAAGCAUGCUUAUGUGUGCACUCUGCGGGAAUGAAAUAUAAGAUUCCCAUCACAUACUUCUACGGUAUAAAAUUUCGUCUAGCGUUUGGACUAGGUGCUGGAAAGGGUGGGGGUCGAUCUAAGAGCCGAUACCAUUCUAGUUCUCAACCUCUCUCUUUCUCUUAUAUCAAAGCGCACUCUAUUCAAUCCAACACAAUGGCGACCAUCUUUGAGAAUAAGAGAAUUGAGAGCAAUGACAUUGCAAGUAGAAUGAGGUUUCCUUAUGGUGCCAACUUUGCAAAUCUUCCAUUUGGUUGCAACAACCCUGGCCAGUUCGGAAGCUUGUCAGUUACAGAUGAGGGGGGUACUCAGUGGACGCUUACCAUCAAAAAUCAGAACGGAAAGGUAUAUUUCACUGAUGGUUGGAAUGCAUUCAGAGUGGGGAAACGCAUUACGGCUGGUCCAUACCAUUUUGGGCAUAUGCGAUUAGGACUAGCCCAAAACAGUUUGAAACCGGGGCUUAAAAUCAAAUUUUGAAUAGAAGAACCUAUACAAUUUUGAAUCUCUAACUGCGCAACUUGUCUAGAAGGUGCAAGAAGAUGGAUGGAAGAAACAUUUCUUAAAUAUUGAAUCUCUGAACCCUUUUCACCUGGGAACAGAGUCCAGUUGAACUGUGGAAGAGCUAAAUUGCUUACUGGAUGAGGUGCAGCUAAGGCAAGGAUGGGUGGACACACGGAAAUGGAAGCAUUCAAGUGAAGGUUCACAUUCUGUCAAGUCAGGAUAUGCAAUACUGCCAUCAAGCCAUGUGAGUGGGGGAAGGAGCAUCUUCAACCUAAUCUGGAACCCACUGGUCGCAUUCAAUUGGUAGGCAAUACAUGAUAAAGUUCCAACCAGAUCAAAUCUGUUUAGGCCUGGAAUUUUGGAUGAUUCAAGCGUGCUUAUGUGUGCAUUUUGUGGGAAUGAAAUCGAAGAUUUGCAUCACAUUCACAUGUUUUGGCGGUGUAAAAUUUCAAAUGUUGUUGGGACUAGGUGUUCGGACUAGGUGAUGGAAAUGGUGGGCGAGUGACAGGCCUUUUACCUGAAAAAUGCAUGCAAGCCAGCCUACGUGCAUCAGUCUGUCUCAUUCAACAAUAAAAAAAAGAGGUAGUAGGAUGGAAAGUAGUGUAGGAAGCAGGGAUGUGGUCCAUAUGGUUGGCCAGGAAUGACAUGGUUUUCCAUGAUAAAAGUUGCAAGUUCUGCUUAACUGACUGGGUACAGGAACCAGGGGAAUGCAUGAAACAGUCCAAGAAUUAAACAUAAAACUAUCAAAAUGCAAACUUUUAUAACAAUUUCCCUUACCUCUCAACCUGAUGGUGGUCUGGCUCAUGCAUGAAUUAAAUGUCCCAACCUACCCACAGAAAUAAUCAACGAAACAGAAUGCAAGAAAAUUGAAAACUUGGAGCAAGGUAUGAUAAGAUUCCAAAUAAUCUAAAGAAGCAAAU